Carya illinoinensis is the source of this 1098-nucleotide messenger RNA. RefSeq names its product transcription factor MYB1-like. The coding region runs from base 200 to 961 and encodes 253 amino acids. The record is from RefSeq and is a predicted model, not a curated record. The transcript is spliced from 3 exons. NCBI's taxonomy places the organism in Eukaryota, Viridiplantae, Streptophyta, Magnoliopsida, Fagales, Juglandaceae.
UCUCAACCGGCCUUCUGCGUAGCACCAUUAUAAAUAAGAAUAUCAACAUGAUGAUCAAUCCCCAUCAUCAAGCAUAGAGCUGAGUACUCAUCUCGCUCACUGAGUCACCGACCAGAGUAAACCACUGGAGAUAAAGAAAGAAAGAAAUCAGGGCGAGGAGGGAUACGGGGAUUUUUGGGGCCGCCGGGACUCUGAUCAGAUGGGAAGGAAUCCUUCUUGUUCAAAGGAGGGCUUGAAUAGGGGAGCAUGGACAGCUACGGAAGACAACAUACUCACAGGAUAUAUCACAAUGCAUGGUCGAGGAAAAUGGAGUGACCUUCCCAAAAGAGCAGGGCUUAAGAGAUGCGGGAAGAGUUGUCGACUAAGAUGGAUAAAUUAUCUUCGACCUGAUAUUAAGAAAGGCAACAUAACCCCUGACGAAGAGGAGCUCAUUAUCAGGCUUCACAAUCUCUUGGGGAACAGAUGGAGUCUGAUAGCAGGGCGACUUCCAGGCCGAACAGGCAAUGAAAUCAAAAACUAUUGGAACACCAAGAACAUUAAUAAUGGAAAGAAAGUCCAAGAUCACCCUAAGUACCCUGCCUUUAAACGGACACCAUCAAAACUAGCACAAGAAGAGUCAAAUCUGGGUCCGAAAGGGUCAAAUGAAAAGCCAACUGAAGCAAAUACAGACUCAGAUGUGAUCCGUACCGAGGGAACUAGGUGUACCAAAGUUGUCCUAACCUCGGAGCAAGAAGGACUUCAUGAGGAUCAACUAAUUGUCAGUAAGCCAGUGGCUGAAUCUUUAGGCCGUCUUCAUGAACCAGUAGAUCAGUUUUCGAGAUUCGUUUUGGAGGAAAAUAAUCCGCCCAACUUCAUGAUGGACUUUGGGAUGGAUGAAAUCUUCCAUUCGGAUUUUCUCAAUAUGGAUUUCUCGCAGCUAUGUUGUUUUGAAAAUGAGCUGGGUGUUAAUUUGAUGCUGUAGUUCUAGAUCAAAGUGCUUUGGAUCGGAGCUCAUUUGUACGUUAAUCUUGUUUGUGUAAUUAUGUCUUUUCGUUGUUUCAUUAUUGUAUUAUGUAUUAUAUAUAUAUAGUGACAUGCAUGACAUGCAUGCGUUAUAUA